Xiphophorus maculatus (southern platyfish) is the source of this 2409-nucleotide messenger RNA. RefSeq names its product Fas associated factor family member 2 (gene faf2). The record is from RefSeq and is a predicted model, not a curated record. Gene Ontology annotation, molecular function: ubiquitin binding. Gene Ontology annotation, cellular component: endoplasmic reticulum. Bases 45 to 1382 code for a protein of 445 amino acids. The transcript is spliced from 11 exons. Lineage: Eukaryota; Metazoa; Chordata; Actinopteri; Cyprinodontiformes; Poeciliidae.
ACGGUUGACGUUCUUACGCCUGGCUAGAUGAUUGGCGAGGUAAGAUGGCGGCGCCAGAGGAGCCAGAAUUAUCCCAGGCGCAGACCGAAAAACUCCUUCAAUUUCAGGACUUAACUGGGUUGGAAUCAAUGGACCAAUGCCGCCGAACAUUAGAGCAGCAUAAUUGGAACAUAGAGGCUGCAGUUCAGGACAGACUUAAUGAGCAGGAAGGAGUUCCCAGUGUGUUUAACCCUCCACCAUCCAGACCUCUCCAGGUCAACACAGCAGACCAUAGAGUAUAUAGUUACAUCGUCUCAAGGCCUCAGCCGAGGGGAUUACUAGGAUGGGGUUACUAUUUGAUUAUGCUACCGUUCAGAGUUACAUAUUACACACUUCUGGAUAUAUUCAGGUUGGCCCUGCGAUUCAUCAGACCAGAUCCCCGGGCUCGCGUGACCGACCCUGUCGGAGACGUUGUGUCUUUCAUUCAUAGUUUCGAGGAAAAAUACGGUCGGUCACACCCCGUGUUUUACCAGGGCACGUACAGCCAGGCACUGAAUGAUGCCAAACGGGAGCUCCGCUACCUAUUGGUGUACCUGCAUGGGGAUGAUCAUCAAGACACUGACGAGUUUUGCCGCUCCACGUUAUGUACGGAAGAGGUCAUAACCUUUCUCAACACAAGAAUGCUCUUCUGGGCAUGCUCAACUAGCAAACCAGAGGGUUACAGAGUGUCCCAGGCGUUGCGGGAGAACACCUACCCGUUCCUGGCCAUGAUCAUGCUGAAGGACCGCAAGAUGACCGUGGUGGGACGGCUGGAGGGUGUCAUUCAGCCAGAGGACCUCAUCAAUCAACUUACUUUCAUCAUGGAUGCCAACCAAACAUAUCUGAUGUCGGAGCGUCUUGAACGAGAAGAGAGGAACCAGACCCAAGUUCUGAGGCAGCAGCAGGACGAGGCCUAUCUCGCCUCCCUGCGUGCCGAUCAGGAGAAGGAGCGAAAGAAACGGGCGGAGAUGGAGCAACGGAAGCAAGAGGAGGAGAAGGUCCGACAAAGUGCUCUUGCAGAGGAAAUCAGACGAAGAACACUCGAAGAGGAGAAGGAGAGGAAGUCGGAGUGUCUUCCUCCAGAGCCUCCAGCUGACGACCCAGAAAGUGUCAAAAUAGUGUUUAAGCUGCCGAAUGACACAAGAGUAGAGAGACGAUUCCUGUUCGGUCAGUCUCUGACGGUAAUACACGACUUCCUUUUCUCUUUGAAAGAAACUCCGGAGAAGUUCCAGAUAGUUACAAACUUCCCUCGCCGAGUCUUGCCCUGCCUUCCGACCGAGGAGCAGUCCAACCCACCGACCCUGAAAGAGGCGGGACUCAGCCGCUCCGAGGUCCUUUUUGUUCAGGACCUGACGGACGAUUAAUAAAUGACAUACCUCUUCCACGUGGAAACGCAUUUCCUCACACCCACCCACAUUUUUUUUUUUUUGUUUGUUUGUUUUUUCAUAUUCUGUUGAACGGCCAUUAUGUGUAAGGGAUCAUUGAGAUAAAAUUUUCUCCUGGAAGAUUAAACCAUCCUGCAUCCAGUCCACAUUUAGUUGUUUACAGGGUUCCCGAUAGCCUGGAAAGUCUUGAAUUUUAUCAAAUAAAUAUUUCUUCAAGUUGUUCCUUGAACUCAUCUUAUGUUGAAAAUACUUCUUUUUUUUUUCCUUCUGUCCUUUCAGUAGCUGUCAGCAAUUCUCCCUCUUCAACAAUAAUUUGUCUGAGUAGCUCAUCAAUACCUGCUGACACAAAAGCAGUAGCAUAACUCUUCACAUUCAUAUCUUCAAAUGAUCUGUUUGGGCAACAAAGAGGUUCUUUGUUUUUUGUUAAAUAUAUACAGCAGAUACAGCAUGGAGAAGAAUGGAUUGUGCGAAUGCCUUGGCUUUUAUCUGCUGCUUAUAUUCUUGUUUGAUCCAUUCGUCUGAAUUCAACACCCAUUUUGCCAAACGUUUGUACAAUUUCUCCACAUUCGUUGACAAGCACAACUAAUUUAAUUCAAGAUGAGUUCGCCGUGGAGGGGCGGACGCAUAACUAGCGUAGGAAGACCGUGGGAACCCUGGUUUGAACGAGCCAUUACCUGUACAUAAGUUCAAUAUUUAAGACCCCCAAACUGACCUUAUUGUUUUUUUUCUUUUGUUUUUUGACUUCAGUCUGUCAUUAAACGACCAAAUGCAGGUUUGUUACUAUGUAAAGCAGACUGCCUCAAUCGUAUGAAGUUUAAACACAAUAUUUAACACGCCACAGCUUUUACAUGUGGCUGUAACUAGUGUAGUAAAAGUCUGCCCAUAGUGUGCCUGUGGUAACUCAUAGAUGCCUGUUUUUUUUUUUUUUUUUUUGCCUGUAACACCACAAUGGGCUCAUGUAAAAGAUGUAAUUUUCCAGCUAUAAAUUAAAAACCUUUUGAAAAUG